AUGGAGCAUCGAGUGGCAGUGACGGUAUGCGCUGUUGUUACAUCGUUCACGAUUACUCAGGCUCCAUCAGCUGUGGUGCUGUUUUGGCGAACAUUAUGGGUUGACCGACAGUUCGAAGGCGAGUGGUACGACUUAGAAGUGGUCACCAGUUUUCUGGUCAUUUUUGGUAAAUGCCUGAAUUUUGUCGUAUUCUGCCUGAGUUCGGACAACUUCCGUCAGAAGCUACUCUUCAUACUUCGAGCCAGGUGUGGAGGCAUUAGUGAAGAAAAGUAUGUAUUCAGUCCUCAAUAA
This is a messenger RNA of Haemonchus placei, 291 nucleotides long. The record is from the annotation of a GenBank genome assembly. Lineage: Eukaryota; Metazoa; Nematoda; Chromadorea; Rhabditida; Trichostrongylidae.